GGCAUAUUGCAAUUGGUGCACAUUUCAUUUUAUUGCUUGUGCAUGGGGGAUUUGGUGCAGAGAGAUCAGACAGGAAAACCUAGGGGAAAUGGUGAAUAUCCUCUCACUCAGAAUCCUAGAUGAUAUAUUCUGAAGUGACUGAAACCCCAGAAAAGACCACAAAAGCCACCUUGAAAAUUGCUAUAAAACAUUUCUUGCAGGAGGUAUACGUAGGAAGGAACUGCACUGGUGAACAUUGUGAUGGCAGUGAAGUUCUGGAGCACGGGGCAUCUAUUACAGACGGGCCUUCAGAGACCAGCUUGUGAUUGAGAAACAUCUGCAAAGCAUAGAAGAAAGCUGGCCAGAGUAGAGUGUCCCAAAGGAAGCAUCUUCCAAGUCUGGGAUUACUGCAGCGAUCCACAGGGAACAUGAAGAGAACAAGGCACCCCAGGAACAUCAAGAAGCAAUCCAUGCAGGACAAGGUAAAGCAGGCUAUUACAAAGAACAAACAGAUCCUGGAGGGUCCAGCCACUGCUUCUGGCCAUGCUGCUGUUCCUGACCCUGCUCCUGCUCCAGUUCCUGUCCCAUCUCAUGCCCUAUCUUAUGUCUCAACACCUUCACCAGUUCCUACCCCAUCUCCUGCGUCAGCACUUUCACCAGUUCCUACCCCAGUUCCCACCCCAGCUCCUGCCCCAUCUCCUGCUUCAGCUCCUGCCCCAGCUGCUGUUCCAGAAUGGGACUCGGAAACUGAUGCCUCAGCUGCGCCAGCGAAGAAGAAGAUGAGGAUGAUCACAAGGCCUUAUAAUUUUACCAGGGAACAAGAGGGAGACCUGGUAGAAUGGUAUCAGGCCCACCGAGAACUGUACGUUAAGUACCAUAGUGAUUUCAGGAGCACAGAUCGCCGCAACGCAAUGCUUGAAGACAAGGCGAAGGAGUUCCCUGGCUGCUCUUAUGACCAACUGUGUCAAUGGCUCAAGAGUCAGAGGACACGGUUCGGGAAGCUGUCUCACAGUCUUGGCAAGUCUGGCUCCGCCAGUAAGCCACUGACUGACAGAGAGCAGUGGAUCAUGGAGAAAUGGGGGUUUGUCCGGAACCACAUAGUCCGAGUGCAUAGGAGGAAGAGCGGCAGGAAGGUGAAUAGUUAAGAAAAUGAUGUAACAAUUAUAAUUUGUUGGGAAGUGAGAUAGUCAAAUGGUGGUCACCUUGCUUGCUACGUCCUGGUGGCCUUGCACAUUUCUGAU
Leucoraja erinaceus (little skate) is the source of this 1220-nucleotide messenger RNA. RefSeq names its product ensconsin-like. NCBI's taxonomy places the organism in Eukaryota, Metazoa, Chordata, Chondrichthyes, Rajiformes, Rajidae. The transcript has 3 exons. Bases 408 to 1124 code for a protein of 238 amino acids. The record is from RefSeq and is a predicted model, not a curated record.